Molecule: messenger RNA, 3279 nt
Organism: Orbilia oligospora ATCC 24927
Lineage: Eukaryota; Fungi; Ascomycota; Orbiliomycetes; Orbiliales; Orbiliaceae
Exons: 2
Coding region: 1-3279 (1092 amino acids)
Molecular function (GO): protein binding
Source: RefSeq, a predicted model, not a curated record
AUGGAUUCCCUAGAUGCGCCAUGUUUUAUCAAUUUGCUCCCCACCGAACUGCUCUACCGUAUCUUCACAACGAUCGAUGAGCCUAAAACCCUUUGUCGAGCGGAACGGACAUGCCAUCGCUGGCAGUCAAUUAUCAACAGUCAAGCCCUUUGGCGAAAUCUUGCAACAAAGAUUUCAAGCGCAAGGAUUCUCCCAGAGCGAUUCAAUGAGCUAGGAAAAGGUAGCUUGAUUGCGGGCAGAUACGUCGUUGACGAAGAAGGCGGUCACUGGCAUUACAUGUACAGAGACCUCGUUCGAAACAUACACUGUCUCAACCGCAUUCCUAAUUCCAGUCAUGACCGUUCACCCCUAACAAAAGAUGAAAAGAAUUUGGAAAAUAAGGAUGGUCUAGAAAUACUCCAAGUUGUCUCGUCGAUGUCUGACCUCUCGGAGUUACCUAAAGACUACGGUGGGAGUAAGGAUGCCUAUGUCACUCGCAAGAUCGAUUUAACAUCAUCCGCCAUCGAAGGAAUGAGGCUCCAACCUAGGCCGUUGGUAAUAUCUAAAACACCUCCGUUCACAGACUCUCUUUGUCCUGGCGAGACUUCAUUCGAUGAGACGGCAUGGGUUUACUAUGCAGACCAACUUGCAUUAUGGCCUCGGCCCCACCGUGAAAUCAUUUUCGAGACACGGACGGCAGACAAAUGCCACACCACUAUCCAGAAAGGUGUACUCAGAUCAGGUGUAAACGGUAUUUUUGGCGAAGGAAAGUGGUCUUGGAUUGACCCAGAGAAGACCGAGAGCCAAUGUGAUCAGCCAACAGCUCUGGAUCCGGUGGCAGAAGACGCGAAAGGUGGAUUAUCUUCGAGUGAACAAAAGAAGCCUUGGAAGGUAUUUACUACGAAGUCGAAAUCAACUUCUUCCUCGAUUGCACCCUCAUCAACAAUCAGCGCUACAGCUAACAACCGGAAUCCUCAGGACGGGACAAAUUCAGAUGAAACCGCGACAGCUAUUGCGAAGGAGAUCGCAGGUUUAUCCACCACAGAAAUAGCCCCGAUUCUCAAACAGGGAUCCCCGACUAAACCUCUAUACCCUGAAGGUCUUCUAAAAUGGGCUGCAUCCAUCGAUUCGCCCAAUACUUUGCCCCACGCACGGCGCUGGGACCCGAAUCACACAGUUUUUAGCUCGUACCGAAAUAAAUUUAAUCUGACACGCGAAAGCAACCCAGAAUGUGCAACCCCUCAAGCAGUCGAGAGCGUAAUAAACACUUUAUUCGGCGAGGCAUCAAGUCAAGCCCACUCAGAUCCUAAUCUCAGGAUAAAUUACCGACGUAUUGGGUCUGGUUUUCCAGACAUGGUUGCUAUAAAGGUAGAUCGACUCGCCCUACCACCGUCCCUAUCUGUUCAGAAAGACCCGACCCACCCUGCAGAGCCUAUUCCUACGGUCAACCAAAGCUGGAAUCUUUUUGGUGGUGCCAAGUGGAGUUUGAACUCUGUGUCCUUUCUUAAUGAAAUCGAGGCUUUAGAGAUGGAACAAAAAGAUGGCACAACAAGUUCGCCCUCCGAACCUUGGUGGUUUCAUGAAACCCGCUAUCAGACAGGAGAACAAGAACCCCCUCACGUAUGGGAGACUUCUCAUAAAUGGGAGUACCGCAGUUGCGGCGACUAUCUCAUCAUUUCCGACGAUAUCGGAAUGUCUGGUCCAUGCACUAUCAGUUGCUUCAAAACUGGUUAUCACAACGAGAAAUCCACAGCUAAUCCCACAACGUACCUUCGUGGUGCUGCUCUCCGAAACUACCUCGCUGCUGGCCCAUCCUCAGACCUAAUCUGGCAGAAAUCUUUGAAAAGUGGAGGCUUCAUUCUAGACCUAGCGAGUGCAGCUCCAGUACAUUCACUUGAACACCCUGACCUCGACCGGGGUCGUCCAUCUUACUUCCUGGAUAACGAUGGACUUACCCUAAACUCAAAGGUUGUCGUUUACGCAACCCGCAAAAAAGUCUUCUACACCCUCAGCUAUGAUAAUACAAUCAUGUUGGAAGGUUCCGGACAAUCGCUCACUUGCAUGGAGUUCCAUGUCAUCGCUAUAGAAACCGGCCACACCAUAAAUAUUCUCGACUUAGAACACGAAACCCGUACCCUCGAACUUUAUGGUGCAUCUUGGUACGGGUGGGCCAGUUUUGUAAUGAGCGAUACACACCUAAUUGCAACUGUCGGUGGUCACAUCCAUGAAGAUCAAGGCGCCGAACAAAUGGAAAAUUCCAUUGCUCCAACAUGGACUCGUGACGAUAGAUAUGGUCGAGAGGAAGUAUUUAUUUGGCCUUUGGACACCCCAAGUCAGAACAUGUCUCUAGCACCGGAGGAAAGAAAGAUUUUCCCAACAGGAAGGCUGGCAGUCGGCUUUAACAAGCAUAAAUGGUGGCAUAGGGAUCGUUACUUGAGUCUAAGCAGAGAUGGGAGAUUUUUGGCUGUUUCAUCGAAAUACACGCUGGUAGUAUGGGACCUUUGGCUAGGCGAUCAGGACGGUGUCGUUCACUACUUCGAACAAUACAUGAACGGACUACAAGGAUAUGAAAUGUCAAAAGCUGGUGAUGUAGCAUGGAAUGGUAUAUGGUUACAAUACCGCGAUAUAGUUGUUGACCCAAGCCGCAAGACCUUCACAAACUCAAACCCAAACUAUGAGCACGAACUCUUAAGAAAAGUUAUAUUCAUCCCAAACAACGAAAUCCGUCUACUACUUCGAAGCAGUGCCUCCGAAUUCACAAAUACCGAGGAAGGGAAACAAGCACUCAAGGAACUGGACCUUAAACUAACCCGACGGUAUCUACCAAGUAGCGACUCCGACAGUGAUGAGACUAGCGAUAGUUGGACUACAGACGACGACGAUGAUGGGGAUUAUGAAAGUGACAGUGACGAUGACUACGAUUCUGAUGGCGGGGGCUUUCGGAGUCAGAUGUACAUGGAUGACGGUGAUUGGGACGGUGAAGGGGAUUAUGAUCCGGAUUAUGGAAGUGAUGACGAUGACGACGACGAUAAUAAUGAUGAUGAUUCUGGCGACGGUAUACAGGGGUCCGGAUAUACCGUUCAGCACGUGAACCCACCAAGUGAAAGUCGAGACCAGCCUCCGAAAGUUAAGAAGCGAAAGUUGGAAGCGACUGAAACCGAGGCCGGAGAAUCAAGUGCCGCGGGUAGGAGUCAGGCUCCCGUCCCUGUCGUCGGGUGGGGUGAUGCAGAGAAGGGUGGCGAUGGAAAGGGGGACGGUUGGGGUACUGAUAGUUCUGGAGGACUCGAUGUAUCUUGGUAA